Colletotrichum higginsianum IMI 349063 is the source of this 1056-nucleotide messenger RNA. Its product is annotated as Acyl-CoA thioesterase II. Gene Ontology annotation, biological process: acyl-CoA metabolic process; fatty acid catabolic process. NCBI's taxonomy places the organism in Eukaryota, Fungi, Ascomycota, Sordariomycetes, Glomerellales, Glomerellaceae. Gene Ontology annotation, cellular component: peroxisomal matrix. The record is from RefSeq and is a predicted model, not a curated record. The coding region runs from base 1 to 1056 and encodes 351 amino acids. The transcript has 3 exons. Gene Ontology annotation, molecular function: fatty acyl-CoA hydrolase activity.
AUGGCCAGCGGAAGAUCCACGAUCAUCAGGCCGCCGCCCGAUGACCCCAACAAGGCACCGAUCGAGAACGUCUUGGAGGUGACGGAGCUCGGUGUGCUUGGUCCGGACAUCUUCACCAACACGCGCCAACCGUGGCACCCGCCCGGCGCCCGGGGCAUCUUCGGCGGCGCCGUUAUCGCCCAGUGCCUCGCAUCCGCGCAGAAGACGGUCCCCAACGACUUCUUCAUCCAUUCGUGCCACUGCUACUUCCUCCUCGCGGGCUCCUCCGAGAUCCCCAUCCUGUUCCACGUGGAACGUGUGCGCGACGGCCGCUCCUUCGCGACGCGCACCGUGCAGGCCCGCCAGCGCGGGCGGUGCAUCUUCACGACGACCGUCUCGUUUGUCAAGGAGGGCAGCGGCGGCGAGAAGCAGGUCCGCCACGCCGCGCCGCUGCCCGAGGGCGUGAGGCCGCCUCCCGCCGAGUGGAACGGCGAGCCCGAGUGGAACACGCACUCGCCCUUCCAGACGCACCGCAUCUCUAUGGUCGGCGCCGACGAGGGCAAAAGGCUCGACGAGAUCAAGAGCCACAACUGGGUGCGCGCGCGCGGCCGCAUCUCGGUCAGCGGCGGCCACCAGGCCCACCUCAACGCCCUGGCCUAUAUGUCGGACAGCUACUUCAUUGGCACCGUCGGCCGCAUCCACAAACUGUGGAGGUUCCCCUUCAAGCCCGAGGAGUUCGACGACCUGCCGCCCGAGAUGAAGGAGCAGGUCGAGAGGCUGAACGAGUUUGAGGGCAACAACGAGCCCGGCGGCAUGGAGUACUGGAAGACGCGCCCGCACCUGGGCAUGAUGGUCAGCCUCGACCACUCCAUCUACUUCCACGAGCCGAGGCGCGUGAGGGCCGACGAGUGGAUGUUCACCGAGAUGGAGAGCCCCUGGAGCGGCGACGGCAGGGGUGUCGUGCUGCAGAAGAUUUUCGCGAGCGACGGGACGCUGUUGGCGACCUGCGUCCAGGAGGGCCUCAUCCGGUUAAAGCAGGAGGAGGACGACGAGAAGGAACCCAAGUCUAAGUUGUGA